CCAGUGAUGUGUACCAUUCUACAGGAAAUGGAUUACUUACUACACGACAAACUACCCUCCCUCCACUUCUUGAUCCAGGCAGGAAAUGACUCAACUGGUUGUCCCUUUAAACUUGUAAGCAAUAUUCCCCUUCCUUUCUCACCUUCUCUUCUUCCUUUCCUUCACCUUUUUACCUCUUGUCCCCGUAAGAGGGUUUUUAGAUACUUUUUUUUCACAUAA
Molecule: messenger RNA, 219 nt
Organism: Cokeromyces recurvatus
Lineage: Eukaryota; Fungi; Mucoromycota; Mucoromycetes; Mucorales; Mucoraceae
Exons: 1
Source: RefSeq, a predicted model, not a curated record